Colletotrichum destructivum is the source of this 1064-nucleotide messenger RNA. Its product is annotated as Putative ribosomal protein uS5 domain 2-type superfamily. Gene Ontology annotation, molecular function: mRNA 3'-UTR AU-rich region binding. The coding region runs from base 103 to 999 and encodes 298 amino acids. The record is from RefSeq and is a predicted model, not a curated record. The transcript is spliced from 2 exons. Gene Ontology annotation, biological process: nuclear polyadenylation-dependent rRNA catabolic process; exonucleolytic trimming to generate mature 3'-end of 5.8S rRNA from tricistronic rRNA transcript (SSU-rRNA, 5.8S rRNA, LSU-rRNA); nuclear mRNA surveillance. Lineage: Eukaryota; Fungi; Ascomycota; Sordariomycetes; Glomerellales; Glomerellaceae. Gene Ontology annotation, cellular component: nuclear exosome (RNase complex); cytoplasmic exosome (RNase complex).
UUGACCUCACUAAACACCUAGAAGGUCACUCACCUACUGCCGGAUCCUCAUAAGGCCCUCAGACUGAAGGUCAUUUUCUACAGUCCAAAAUACACCGCAAAGAUGCCCAGGGAAGCCGAGCCGUCAGCAAAUGAGAAGGCUUUUGUCACACAAGCUCUCAAGGAGAACUUGAGGCUUGACGGCCGGGAAUUUGACCAAUACCGGGAAGCCCAGCUCAUUUUCGGUGAUGAGUUCGGAGUCGCCAAUGUCGAACUCGGCAAGACGAGAAUCCUCGUCAAGGUCUCGGCAGAAGUCACGGUCCCCUACGCCGACCGCCCCUUUGAGGGCAUCUUCCAAAUCACCUCAGAGCUGAGCCCUAUGGCCUCGCCCGCCUUCGAGAUCAACCGCCCGACCGAGGCCGAGGUCCUUCUCUCGCGCCUCCUUGAGAAGACGAUCCGCCGCUCUGGCGCCCUCGACACAGAGUCCCUGUGCCUCGUCGCCGGCCAGAAAGUCUGGUCCGUCCGCGCCGACGUCCACGUCCUCUCCCACGACGGCAACCUCACCGACGCCGCCUGCCUGGCUGUCGUCGCCGCCUUGCGCCACUUCCGCAAGCCCGACACCUCCAAUGAGGGCGAGUCCCUCACCAUCUUCACGCCUGCCGAGCGCGAGCCCGUGCCCCUGAGCUGGCUGCACAGCCCCUUCUGCGUGACCUUCAGCUUCUUCGGCGACGAGGGAGAGAUUACGCUCGUCGACGCCAACUGGAUCGAGGAACAGCUGCGCACGAGCAGCGCGACGGUUAGCCUGAACAAGCACGGCGAGAUCAGCCAGAUCUCGAAACUGGGAGGCACCCCCGUCGAGGCGGUGACGCUGUUGCACUGCGGGAACGUGGCGUUGCAGAAGGCCAAGGACUUUUCGACGCUGGUGGACGAGAAGCUGGCGGAAGACGCGAAGCGGAGGGACAAGGGCGGUCUCAUAUCUGAGCUCUUGUCCGCAGAGAACGACAGGGUGGUGGAUGCAUAGACGGGCGAAAGUUGAAGAACAAAAAAACAGCCAAAGAGUCGAGAAAAAAAUUGUAAAAUGAUACC